Messenger RNA from Vollenhovia emeryi, 4181 nucleotides. RefSeq names its product RRP12-like protein. Lineage: Eukaryota; Metazoa; Arthropoda; Insecta; Hymenoptera; Formicidae. The record is from RefSeq and is a predicted model, not a curated record. The transcript is spliced from 5 exons. Bases 123 to 4094 code for a protein of 1323 amino acids.
GCGACCUGCGCAUCUAGUUUAAUCAUGGCUGGACUUGGAACUCGGAACACGUGCGACACGAAAUAGCUCUCUCUCUCGGGAGUGUUGCAAGAUUUCACAAGAUUUCAAGCUGAGAGGGAAAGAUGGGCAAGCUGGCGCCUCGUUUGUCAAGUAGAAAGAAGGCGAAGCGAUGGGCAAGAGGGCAGAGUUCCAGCUCGAAUCCGGAGACGACCAAGUACCGCGAGCAAGCGAUCGGUAUGUUUUUCAAGGAGGCUGGCAGUGCCGGCACGCCGGGUAUCACGAGGGAGGACGUACGGAAGCACGACGCUAUCCAAGGUGUCGGGUCGCGUCUCGCCAAGCUCGACAUAGAUCUGGGCACGGAUGAGCGCGAGCUGGAGACGGAGAGCACCGUGGACGGGACAGCGAGCACGCGCGACACGUUCGCCAGCGAUUACAGCGCGUGCUCGAACCUCUCCUUCGGCAGGUUCCUCGCUCGCUUUCAGUCGAGCUCGAUCGUGCACAAGGAGAUGCUGGCGGUGCUGGCAGCCGUUACGGAGGUGAUCAAGCAGAACGGCGGUAAGGAGAGCUCGACCGAGUACUUUGCCGCGUUGAUGAGCACUCUCGAGGCGACGGAGGAGGACACCUCGGUGGCGGCGGUGCUGUCGCUGCUGGGCAUGUGCCUGAGGACGGUGCCGAGGAGCGUGCUCAACUUGCAGUUCGGCCCGACGAGCCAGGUCCUGCUGCAGAUUCUGUCGCGCUACGCCAGCGCGGGGGAGAACCAUCUUGUGCCGCGGCACUGCCUGGGCUGCCUGUCGGUGCUGUUGAGAGAGCAGGAGGCCGCCGUCUGGGCGGAUGCCUCGACGGCGCGAGUGCUCGACGCUGUAUUGUCCUUUACCACUCACGCCAAGCCCAAGGUGCGCAAGUGCGCCCAGCACGGGAUACGCACCAUCCUCGGGGACGCGGGGAUCGCGACGUCGAGACAUCAUCCAGCCGCGGGCCGAGUCGCGGCGCACUGCGUCGCGCAGCUCGACGCCGCCUGCGAGCCGGGCUCGUCGCUAGGAGCCACCACUAUUCUGCACACCCUUACGCUGCUCGCCAAUGUAGUGGCGCAGCUACCAAAGUCGCACGUCAAGACCAUCUGCGAACGUCUCUUGAGCAUCAUGACGUUGAGCAACGUCCUCGUGACGUCGUGCUGCCUGCAGACGUUCCACGGGCUGUUUGCCGCGAGGCCGUCCGAGGCGUCCUUGCCUUUCCCGCAGAACGCGAGUAUCGUCAGAGCCCUGUACGAUUAUCAGCCGUCGGCGAGCGACACGCAGCCGACCUUGGCGUGGCUGGCCGUUUUGCGGGAGGCUCACUGUAACCUGGCGCGUCUGGCGCACUCGGGCGCCGUCCCCGUCUCGACUACGCUCGAGCACGUUGUACCCGAGAUGCUCGAUAGGUGCGUCGAGCUGCUGCUGUCCAGCAAGGCGGAGGUCGUCGCGGGCGCGUCGCACACCGUCGAGACCAUUCUGCAGGAGUGCGUGGCGCCUCUCUGCGACACCGAGGAGCGACGCGGCAGGUACGGGGCGAUCCUGAGGCACGUCGUCGAGGCGGUGCACAAGACGCUGAGCUACCGCUAUCUCGGCGCCUGGCGCCACGUUCUUCGCCUGACGGCCGUGCUGCUCCGAGUGACCGGUUCCAAGCUGCCAGCCGAGCAGCUCGCCAACGUCGUGAGGACCCUCGGAGAUUUGCGAGACGUCGAGGAUUACGCGCGGGACGUCGAGUACGCCGUUGGAGCGGCGAUCCGGGCGAUGGGGCCUCGUGCCGUGUUGGACCUGCUGCCCCUCGCGGGCAACGACGGGCACGUCUCCUCGAUCGAUCUCGGACGGAGCUGGCUGAUCCCGCUGCUCAAGGAUUGCGUGACCGGCGGCAGCAUCGCCCUCUUCAAGGACACGCUGCUACCGCUCGCCCUGCGAUGCGAGCAACGGGCGAAGGAGUCGCCGGCGGACGGGAAGGCGUACGAGUGCUUGGUCACGCAAAUCUGGUCCGUCUUGCCGAGCCUCUGCAACGACGCGAGCGACGUCGCCAGCGAGUUUAAGCACGUCGCCAGGCUGCUCGGCGUAGCUAUCGGCGAGCGGAGGGACUUGAGGCUGCCGGCGAUGGCCGCACUGAGGAGGCUCACCGCCAGGGCGUCGGCCGAGCCGGAUCGCGCCGAGCUCGCGCGCUUCGCCAAAAACUAUCUGCCGAUUCUCUUCAAUCUCUACACGACGAAACCGGACGGCACGGACGAGGAGGGGGUGCGCCUCGCGGCCUUCGACACCAUCAAGGCUUACAUGACGAUCGCGAGCAACGACUUGGCCAACGAGCUGUUCGACCGGGCGCUGAGCAAGCUCGACGAGCCCGAGGCGGACGAGUUUUUCAAAGAGAGCGUCCACGAUCUGCUGCGAGCGCUGCUCGGCCACGCGGACGCCGACAGGCUGAGCAAGCACUACGACGCGUGCGUGCCGGCCCUCGAGGACGACACCGGCAGGUGGAAGGAGCAGAAGAAGGCUUAUCGCUUCCUCGAGGAGGUCUGCGGCAGCGAGAGGGAGGUCUGCGAGCGGUUCCUGCACGAGCACCGCCGGCAGAUUCAAAGGACCCUCGUCUCCACGGCGACCAGCGUCGCGAGGACGAGCCGAGGGGCGCGGCUGCGGUGUCUCGCCCACCUCGUCGAACGGCAUCCGCGGCUCGAGGGCACCAAGUUCCUCGAGGCCGUCGUGCCGGAGGCUGUGCUCUGCGUAAAGGAUAUUAACGAGAGGUGUCGCGCGGCGGCCUAUCGCCUGCUCGACGCGAUCGCCCGCAAAUUUAUCAACGAUCCCUCGCACCUCGCCGUCUACCUGGAUAUGCUGAUGGUGGGUCUGGGCGGCGACCGGGAAUUCGUUAGCGCCAGCCUCCUCGCCCUCGCCUCCGUCACCCAUAGUCACUACGGCUCGCUCGGCGCGGAGACGCUCGACGAGAUCCUCGGCCACGUUUGCACCAUCCUCGCCAGUCCUACGAGAGGGACGGCAGAGUCCGCCUUGUCCUACGUCAAGGUCUACAUCAACGUCACGCCGUUCGCCGCGCUGGCGCCGACGUUGCCGCGAUUAGUCGGCGCUCUCUCGCGAAUGACCGAGGACUGCAAGCGUCAUCUUCGACAAAAGGUACGAGACAUCUUUACCAAACUGAUGAGGAAGUACGGCUACGCACCGAUAUCGGCUAUGCUGCCGGCCUCGGACGUCAUCCUGCACAAGAGACUCAAGAACAUGAGCAAGGUGGAGGAGGCCAAGAGGAAGAGGCGGGAGCUCGAGAGGGCGAGGAAGCUCGAGCAGCGGGACAGUCACGAGGAGUUUGACGCCGGGAGAAGGCUCAAGAGCAUAGAGGAGAUAUUGGCCGACAGCGACGACGAGUUUGAGGCUACGGAGCUAGAAGACGCAAGAAGAAGCAAGAAAAGAACAUCGGUAAAGGACGCUUGGAUUCAGGAGAGCGGAGACAGCAUUGUCGAUCUCGCGGAUCCCGCGGCUGCUAGAAACAUUACAACUACACAACCGGUGGGCGUGUCGAAUCGAAAACUCCCCGAGAGGAAGGUAAAGGAUCGUGGCUUCGCGACUGCACCCGAUGGCCGCCUCAUCAUUACGGACGAUAACGAAAAGGACAGCGAUGCGGAAGAGAGGAAGCAGAAGAAGAGGAAGAAGGAAAAGACUGUCUUCCUUCAGAGUGAUUCGGAAGAUGAUUACAAGGAUCGAGAUGACGCAUCGAUAGUGGCCUCAAAAAGCGCCGGUAAAAAACGUAAAUACAGCGAAAGUACAUUGGACGCGAUGAGCUCGAAGAGCCAGUCAACGUCGAGAUAUCGAGACGUUUCAGCUAGCGGAUCAGGUAUUCAUCGAUCGUUGAAAGCAAUCGAGGUAGAUUGCGAACCCGGUUCAGAAUAUCGUGCGACAAAGGCCAGGGGAGAUAUUAAGAGGAAGGAUAAACCAGAUCCCUACGCAUAUGUACCCUUGACGAGAUCUAUAUUGAACAAAAGAAAGAAGAAGAAAAAUGCGGGCAAGUUCCAAAGCAUAGUUUCCGGGGCGAGAAAGGGAGCUCGCGCAGGUUUGCGGAAUAAACGAAGAAAACGUUAGGAUGACGAUUCUAAUCACUCGUUAAUCACAAUGUUUCACGAUAGGUGUAUCUAUUAUUAGUUUGAAAUAUAUGCAAGUCUAAUUCAA